Molecule: messenger RNA, 3055 nt
Organism: Drosophila eugracilis
Lineage: Eukaryota; Metazoa; Arthropoda; Insecta; Diptera; Drosophilidae
Product: lamin Dm0
Exons: 4
Coding region: 106-1974 (622 amino acids)
Source: RefSeq, a predicted model, not a curated record
AACAGACUCGAUUACAAGUUUCAGCGUCGGCCGCGUUUUAUUGCAGCAAAAUAUUUAAUUUUCCAAUUUGUGCAUUUUGCGUUCUUAACCAAAAACAGCGUAAAAAUGUCGAGCAAAUCCCGACGUGCUGGCACCGCCACGCCGCAGCCCGGCAGCACCUCGACCCCGCGGGCGCCAUCAGCGGGUCCGCAACAGCACCACCAGCAAGCGCCGCCAUCAAAAGCGGCCUCCAGCCCCUUGAGUCCCACCCGCCACUCUCGCGUCGCAGAGAAGGUUGAGCUGCAGAAUCUGAACGAUCGACUGGCCACCUAUAUUGACCGGGUGCGCAACUUGGAGACAGAGAACUCCCGUCUUAGCAUCGAGGUGCAGACCACCAGGGACACGGUCACCCGCGAGACGACCAAUAUAAAGAACAUUUUUGAGGCUGAGCUGCUGGAGACGCGUCGUCUUCUAGAUGAUACGGCCAGGGAUCGAGCUCGUGCCGAGAUCGAUAUCAAGCGUCUGUGGGAGGAGAACGAGGAGCUGAAGAACAGGCUGGACAAAAAAACCAAGGAGUGCAGCACUGCUGAGGGCAAUGCCCGGAUGUACGAGUCGCGUGCCAAUGAGUUAAGCAACAAAUUCAACCUGGCCAAUGCCGAUCGGAAGAAGAUCAAUGAUGAAUUGAACGAGGUGUCCAAGGAGUUGGAGCGUCUGCGCAAGCAGUUCGAGGACACACGCAAGAAUCUAGAGCAGGAGACACUGACGCGCGUUGACUUGGAGAAUACCAUUCAGAGCCUGCGUGAGGAGCUGUCAUUCAAGGAUCAAGUCCACUCACAGGAGAUCAAUGAAUCGCGCCGCAUCCGCCAGACGGAGUACAGCGAAAUUGACGGACGCCUCAGCUCCGAGUAUGAUGCUAAGUUGAAGCAGUCGCUACAGGAGUUGCGCUCCCAGUAUGAGGAGCAGAUGCGCAUUAAUCGCGACGAUAUCGAGUCGCUGUACGAGGAUAAAAUCCGUCGUCUGGAGGAGACCGCUGAACGCAAAUUAAAUUCUACGCACAAGUCCAUCGAAGAGUUGCGUUCGACUCGCGUUCGUAUUGACGGCCUAAAUGCCAAGAUUCACGAUCUUGAGCAGAUUAACGCCGCUCUCAAUGGUCGCGUACGGGAAUUAGAGCAGGAACUGGAUAACACUCGCGAGCGUCACGGACAAGAGGUGGCUCAUCUUGAGAAGGAGCUUAUUCGACUGCGCGAAGAGAUGACCCACCAACUGCAGGAAUACCAGGACCUCAUGGACAUCAAGGUCUCACUGGAUUUGGAAAUCGCUGCCUACGACAAGCUGCUGGUCGGCGAGGAGGCGCGCCUAAACAUUACCCCAGCCGCCAGCACGGCCACGGUGCAGUCCUUCAGCCAAUCGCUGCGUACCUCCACCCGUGCCACGCCCUCACGUCGCACUUCUUCUGGCGCCAUGAAGCGCAAGCGUGCUGUGGUCGAUGAAUCUGAAGAUCGCAGCAUCUCCGACUACUAUGUGUCAGCCAGUGCCAAGGGCAACGUGGAGAUCAAGGAGAUCGAUCCCGAGGGCAAGUUCGUGAAGCUGUACAAUAAGGGCAGCGAUGAGGUGGCAAUAGGAGGCUGGCAGCUGCAGCGUUUGAUCAACGAGGGCGGUCCUUCGACCACCUACAAGUUCCAUCGCUCGGUAAAAAUUGAACCGAAUGCCGUGGUGACCGUUUGGUCAGCAGAUACAAAGGCAUCGCAUGAGCCACCAUCGAGUCUGGUGAUGAAGUCGCAGAAGUGGAUCGCUGCCGACAACACCAGGACGAUUCUGUUAAACGCCGAGGGCGAAGCUGUGGCCAAUCUGGAUCGCAUUAAACGUAUUGUGUCCCAGCACACUUCCUCCUCCCGUCUGACUCGCCGUCGCAGUGUUAGUGCCGUCGAUGGCAACGAACAACUCUAUCACCAACAGGGCGAUCCUCAGACAGGCGAACGGUGCGCCAUUAUGUAAUAAUACAAAAACAACAAAUCUUCUGAACCAGACAGACAAAUAAUAACAAAGGGAAAGCAACAACAACAACAAACAAACAAACAAGAAUCCACACAAACGCAGAGGUACAGAGAUUUAUUAAUCAGUUAAGUUAUUUUUUGUGGCCGCAAGGUCAGUAAUUUAAUCAAAAAUCAUUUGUGUAGAACAGCCUAAGCAGCUUAAAAAGAAUCUUUGUCUCGUCUUCUUCAAAAUACUAUCACUUUCUAUGAAGUCUUUUAGUUUAUUUGUUCCAAUGACAAAAUAAUUUCUUCGUUCUGUGUUUUAACGUUAACCCAAUCUAUUGUAAACUUUAUUUGGUAUAAACUGUAGUUCUUGUAGUUCUUUCAUUUAUGCCACAUAGAAUUUACAUGCCACCUUCAACAUUUGUAUUUGUGCCGGCAAGAAUUUCGAAAAUAUUGCAAGAAAACAAUAUUUUCGAUGUACUUGCGCAGCCCCCUCCCUUCUCUAUAAGUAAAUAGUUCUUAAGCAAUAUCCAAGAUUAACCAACAAAAACAACGAGCAAAAAGCGAGGAAAGAAUUAUGAUACAGGCCUGAGAAUUAACUAACAGAAGCUCCCGACAACAGACAUAUUUAUUUAAGUAUUUUUUGUACAAUCAGCUUAAAAUACAAUAAACAUUAUAUUUAGAUACUACCUACGGAAAUGAGAAACAGAAGCCAGCAAUAUAUAUUUUCUAGCCAUGGCCAUAGGGUUUACGAUCCCCACCCCCCAAAACCAACCGCUUUCUCCCGGCUGAAACCGGUUCUUGAGCUUCCUGCAGUCCGGACAAACAACAAUAACAACAUAGCAUAACAACAGCAACAUGAAAAAUGUACAACAAUUAUUACAAAAAAAAAACAGCUAGUGGCUCAGUGGCUCCGUCGCUUUUUUAUGUGUGGGCGUGGUUGCGUUUUACGCCGGCCAAACAAAUUAAACGUCCACACAAACUAUUAAACAAAAACUGAUGAAAAUACCUAAACUUUAAGUACAUCUACGUUUAUGUAUGUAAUUGAUAAUUAAAAAAAAUAAAGAAACCAUGUUUAAUAAAAAAAAUCGAAAAAUUAA